This is a messenger RNA of Fusarium subglutinans, 258 nucleotides long. Its product is annotated as cytochrome P450 monooxygenase. Lineage: Eukaryota; Fungi; Ascomycota; Sordariomycetes; Hypocreales; Nectriaceae. The record is from RefSeq and is a predicted model, not a curated record. The transcript has 2 exons. Bases 1 to 258 code for a protein of 85 amino acids.
AUGUUACGCACGUUUCCGCAACUCGCUCUUGUCUUGGCGGUCACGAUUAUUAGUAGUCUUGCUGUUAUACAGCUGGUAUCCUUUGUGCGUGACAUAAGAUCAUACAGCGACCUUGAGGCUCCCGGCGUAGCGUUCGUCCUGAAACCUGAUCAUGGAACCGCGGCAAUCUUCCUCGGAAAUGGCUCAUCUGUUGCUGUCGCGAGAGUUGAAGGCUCUCAAGCCUACAAAGACCUCAUGCUACGACAAACACGACUCUAG